ACUCAUCAGCCACUCUCUCUCAGUCAAUCAUCACCACCACCGAUCCGAUCUCUUCCUCUCGCAGACGACAGCCAAACGAAGAACAGAAUUCUGUCCAAAACUGUGAUUAGCGCACCCUAUCCCGGCAACCAAACACCGGGAAGAUGUCUUCGUCCUCUUUCAGCGGCGACGAAACCGCCCCCUUCUUCGGCUUCCUCGGGGCCGCCGCGGCUCUCGUCUUCUCAUGCAUGGGCGCGGCGUACGGGACGGCGAAGAGCGGAGUGGGCGUGGCGUCCAUGGGAGUGAUGCGGCCGGAGCUGGUAAUGAAGUCAAUUGUACCGGUGGUUAUGGCCGGAGUGUUGGGGAUCUACGGGCUGAUCAUAGCGGUGAUUAUCAGCACUGGAAUAAACCCCAAGGCCAAGUCGUAUUAUCUCUUUGAUGGCUACGCGCACUUGUCGUCAGGGCUUGCUUGUGGCCUCGCUGGCCUCUCAGCCGGCAUGGCCAUUGGGAUCGUUGGUGACGCCGGAGUCCGGGCUAAUGCGCAGCAGCCGAAGCUGUUUGUGGGCAUGAUUCUGAUCCUCAUCUUUGCUGAAGCACUUGCUCUCUAUGGUCUCAUUGUGGGGAUCAUCCUUUCAUCCCGAGCAGGCCAAUCUCGCGCAGAUUAAAGGAGGCCAUGUUUCUUGAUUUUUUUGCUUCUCUGUAUUAAAAUUUAACUGAAACGAGUUUGUUCGGACAGUACUUUAUGAGCGUAGUUGUGACGAUACAUUGUUAAAUAAGAACGGAUUACUACCAUUACAAUUCGGCAGUA
Messenger RNA from Corylus avellana, 787 nucleotides. RefSeq names its product V-type proton ATPase 16 kDa proteolipid subunit. Gene Ontology annotation, biological process: proton transmembrane transport. Lineage: Eukaryota; Viridiplantae; Streptophyta; Magnoliopsida; Fagales; Betulaceae. The record is from RefSeq and is a predicted model, not a curated record. Gene Ontology annotation, cellular component: proton-transporting V-type ATPase, V0 domain. Gene Ontology annotation, molecular function: proton-transporting ATPase activity, rotational mechanism.